This is a messenger RNA of Penicillium brasilianum, 1220 nucleotides long. The record is from the annotation of a GenBank genome assembly. NCBI's taxonomy places the organism in Eukaryota, Fungi, Ascomycota, Eurotiomycetes, Eurotiales, Aspergillaceae.
AUGUCUGCCUCUCACUCCUCCCCUGCCUUUACCUCCCCUCUUGCCUUUCUCUGGCUGUACGAGUUCCGGCGACAGAAUGGCAUUCUCACCUCCCGCCUGCUGGAUAUCAAAGACCAGCUGAACCAGGGUGAGCAGCUCACGGAGCUACUCUCCAACUUCCUCAAUGACCUCAUCGUCAUUGUCGCAUCCAUGGUCACUGUCCUCACUGGCUACUCUGAUGGAGCUGAGCACCGCAUCCGCCGGCUGCACCGUCUCCUCAGCAAGGCCCUGGUGCCUCUGUACCAUUACGACGCCUCCUUCAAGCUAGGCAAUCAAGCUCUCAUCGAUUGCAUGGCUCAGCUUGAGGCCCUGUACGACCUGCCUGAAUCCUUCUUCGACGGUGAUGAGGAGGAUACCGCUUCCUCACUUUCCUCUGCUCUUAGCGCAGCGUCAGAUGGCUCCCCUCAAUCACCUCGGUCUACACAGGGUGGCAGCGGCCCAGAGUCCGCCACAGGAAGUGACCAGAAUGACGACCAACUCUCGCGCGAUGAGGUCCUGGCCAUGAAGCUAGAUGCGGUCAUGCAUCAGGAAGGGCGUGCUUUCGAGGAUUACUUCGACGAGGCCAACAACUUCCGCAAGGAUCAGAUCCGCCUGGGUCAGGCCAACGACCGUGUGUUCAUCGAGGCCUUCCUGGCCGGGUGCGAUAACAGUCUGUACCGGCGUCGUCUCACCCACGCCCUGCGGAAGAACGGCUGGUACUGGACCUGGCUGACUCGCGAGGCCCAAUACCUCAUCUUUGAGCAGGAGUACAUGGACAAGCAGAGCUAUGCCUUGGACCAUGUCACCUCCAAUGGCUCUUUCCAAAUGCCGGACAACACCUGCAAGUACCGGCUUGUCAAGCUGUCCCCCAUCACCGAGGAGGACCUGACAGACUCGGACUUGGAGUCUCAUGAGAAGUGAACGGAUCGACCACUCUCCGGCCCUCGCAUUUCGGUCACCAGUGGAGAGAACCUCAUCUGCACCAGCCCUCGAUAUCUCCCUCCAUUAACGCCUACGCCACCUCGUGCACAUCAACGGAUCAACAACCCCCUGUCUCGGGCACCAGGACAUCAUCGAUAUCAAGACCCUUCCGCUUAUUCUCAGUCGCUGGUGUGGGUGCGGUUGUUCGCUUCGCCUUCCUUAUUUCCUUUCUCCCCGUCGUGCUUUUUGUCCCUUCGGGUCCCGGCCUGCGACGAGCGGCU